GUUUUAGAAUUUCAAAGAAAUCCUUGAGAGCCAGUGUCUCAAAGUUUUCGUUCAGAACAGUGCAUUUCCUGCUUCCCAACUUCACCAUACAAUCAUCAUAGUCUCUUCUGUAUUCAAUUAACUUUUCGUCAAGUCGAAGAGUGGAAUAUCGCUCGAAGGAGUCAUAAAUACCAAUAGCAAUUUCUUUAAAGCCGUGAUUUCGAUUAUCAAUAGCUGUUCGGAAGAUUUGAGAGACUUUUCGAAGAGGUAAUCUGAAACGUUUCCGACAUUUUUUUCAGAGUUUGCUAGUUAAUCUCACCUUUCAAUGGGCUCCAAUUUAUCUAAAACUUCGUUGAAAAUAUCUGACGGCAAAUCAUAGAUUGUUAAUGUUUUUGUGGUUCCACUGAAACAAAAUAUUAUCGAAAGUUUACAGAAAUUGGAAAAGCACACAAUAUUGUAGGUAUCAUCCAGUUUAGCUUGUUUAGUUGGCUAGUUGUUAAUCUGGAACAAAAAUGAAACACUGAGUGGAUAAGAAUAUUAACCCGAAAUGAAAGUCUAGUCAAAAUUUGAAAAGUGACGAUUCUUUCUAGUGCGAUAACAAUUCAAUGGGAGUUUGCUGAAGAAUACUGAUAAGAAAUGACGUGUUCGUAUAUCAAGAACUUACAAAUACUUGUUGACUUUUUAAAUUUCUGAACGAAUUUAUUCAGUUUUAAGUUCCGAAAGUUUAUUACGCAGCCAACAGAAAUAGAGGUCCGCGAAAACUACUUGCAGUGCCGUAGAAGCCUACCACAUAGGUUGAUUAAAAUAAAAUCUACUUUCGUGCGAAAAUUUGCUAUAUUUACAUGCUUUAUCAUCAUUCUCCCCUUGCAAUCAAAACUAUCGUUUGUGUUAUCACACCAUUGUAUGUGAAUCAUAAUUUUUCCAGAAAGAAACUAACUGCUUUAAACAUUCAGACUUGAACGAAAAUGGCCGAAUUGGAGCCGGAGGGAGCUAGCAUAAACAAAAUAAAACAGUCAUUGUUUGUUAAUCUUCCGGCAGAUGUUAUCAAUGAAAUUUUGAAAAAGUUGACGCCAAUCGAUAAACUGACUCUCCGAAAAGUUUGUACAUUCUUCCGUGACACCAUAGAUAGCAAAGCUUAUGGCUUCAAAAUCAUCGAGUUUCAUCUUCUUUUUGAUUGGGUCAUGUUAGUUCUAGACAAGGAAAUAUUCAAAUAUGCCAGCAGAGAACAACAUGGAUGCUGGGUUAGCAACGGACUAAAUGAGCAUCAUUUCCAAGAGGAAUACUUUUUGAAACUUGCCAUUGACGACUUGGCAGUAAUACUGAAAGAUCAAAGUCAGAAGCUGGAUUUGUUAGAAGUCUGCGUAUGCGAUCGUGCUACAAAACGUUCUCGGGAUUACUUUUUCCCUGCACUUCUUAAGAUGCUGGUUACAGUUGAUUACCGUAAAAUCGAAAAGUUCGACGGUGAUUUUCCAGAGAUUUGGGAUAUUUGGAAGAAAUAUCAAGACACUGUUUUGUCAUCAAAUAAAUAAGUUAAAACGUUCA
Molecule: messenger RNA, 1521 nt
Organism: Caenorhabditis elegans
Lineage: Eukaryota; Metazoa; Nematoda; Chromadorea; Rhabditida; Rhabditidae
Gene: fbxa-18
Product: F-box domain-containing protein
Exons: 3
Coding region: 945-1508 (187 amino acids)
Source: RefSeq, marked reviewed